AUGUUCAGACCUCCCACCACAAUCAUUCCCUUGCUGGAUAAGAAGGACAUUAGUGAUGAUGAGGAAGAGGUCGAAGUACAUCGACUAGCAGUAGCCACUACUAAAAGCGACAGGAAUGAAGCUCAAGAACAUCAAGUCAUCCCUCUGAAUCGCGAUACGUUCAUUAUCGAAGCAUUGUCGACAAGAGUGGAGGGUAAUCAUCCUGAAUGGAAACCCCCAUUGCCACCAUCAUAUUGUCUAAGAAUGAAUCGUCCAGAGAUCAUUCGUAGAAUUGAAAGCCGUCAAGCUGCUAUCAUUGCUGCAUCAGUACUUAGACAUCAAGUUGCCGAGGAAAAAAUGGUGGCCGCACGGGCCGUGAUUCAAGGAAAAUGCUCGUUUAAAUGUGCAAGAAAUAGUCUUUUGAUGGAUCCAACGCUAGUCAAAGCCUUCCCUGAUUCGGAUAUGGCUCAGCUAACAAAACGGAGGCUUCGAGGAACGAACGUGUACAAAUGUGAAAUUUCUGAAGAACAACGUAGAAUGGACAUCGCUGCUGCUAAAAUUAUAGCUCCAUCGGCAAUCAUCACAUUACUUGUUUUUUCCUGUGAGAUUUACACUGAUAUUAAUGCACUGGUCACUUUAUUGAGUUCUGAAAUAGAAAUAUUUAAGGUUGAAACCGAUCAAUCAUGGAAAGAACUGCUGGAUGUGCAGAUUGCGGUAACGCCACCUCGCCGCAAAAGAAGUUCGCAGGAUGUAUUUGCUGAUUUAGGGAUUCUGCACAGAUUGAAGGCUCGUCAGAGUCAAUCAGUGCUACAGUCUCAGCUCCCUCCUUUCUGCCAGUGUGAGACACAGCGCCCACGCUGUCCUCCUGGCCCAAGAGGACCUCCGGGUGCGCCAGGAGCGCCGGGUCUUCCUGGUGAACGUGGUCCGAGGGGAAAUGACAACUUCAAAUCAUACCCGGCUGUGAACUGUGCUGUUCGAGAUACAGGUUGUGUACGAUGUCCAGCAGGCUCUCCUGGGUUUCCUGGACAACCUGGCAAAGAAGGGCCGAAAGGUCCACCAGGUCUACCAGGAAGUCCGGGUUUUACAACAAAAAGGGGACCGCCGGGCAUGCCCGGCCCAAAUGGCGAUCAAGGCCCUCCGGGUACGGUGCAUUGAUG
Strongylus vulgaris is the source of this 1136-nucleotide messenger RNA. The record is from the annotation of a GenBank genome assembly. Lineage: Eukaryota; Metazoa; Nematoda; Chromadorea; Rhabditida; Strongylidae.